ACAAGUCUCAUUUACAUCGUCUCCACUUGCUGUUCUUAAACAUAACAGUUAAUUAUUCUUCGCACUUGAAUAUUACAGUUCACAUUAUUAGUAUCCAUAUCAAGAGAAUUUCAACAAUUCCGCUUUUUUUUCAAACUAAGCCUUGGUGGUGUCUUUUUUUUUUUUUUUUAACAAGGAAACCAGGAUCAACCCUGGAUAAACAUACCAUUGUCGUUUACAUUUCGUCCCUGUAAUAGAUUUACCAAGAAAGAAUUGAUACGGGGCUCAUCCCACUGCAAGUGUUUGAAUAAAGUGAAGUUUCCUCUCACAGAAAACGGUAUCUCCAUCAGCAGCCGUGUAAAAGACCAGGGAAAGAAAAGAGGGAAAUUACUUUCAAAUUUAAUUAGCUAAUAUUACAUUUCAUGAAUCUUGCUAAAAGCAUUACUGGAAACAUCUUCAACCCUUCACUAUUAUCAAUUACUCGAAACCCCAGACUAAUCUUCAUUCCUUUCUCCCCCAGAGAAACAAACUUGUCAUAUUUUCUUGAGAAAAAAUAUCUCCGUUGUAUUACUUCAAGACAACCCAAUAACAUUGCCCCCAUUUCAGAAGUAUUCUGUACACGUCUUGUCUCUUAUUGCAACUCAAAGUUUAUUAAAGAUGGCAUUUGUAUCCACAGCCCCAUUAUCAAGUUGGGUUUUCAAGAUAAUUUAAUUCUAAAUAACAAUCUCUUAUCUUUGUAUUCAAAAUGUUUUGGUGUUGAAUAUGCACGUGAGUUGUUCGAUGGAAUGUCUUAUAGAGAUGUAGUUUCUUGGACUUGUGUUAUAUCUGCUUAUGUCAAAGAUGGUAGUUAUACAGAGGCACUGGAUUUAUUCCGUAACAUGAUUAAUUUAUCUGAAGUUCCUAAUGAGUUCACUUACUCGAGUAUAUUACGAUCCUGUUCAUCUUUGUUGGAAUUUGAGCUAGGAAUUUGUACUCAUACUCACAUUAUAAAACGUGGGUUCGAGCCAAAUCCUGUUUUACGAAGUGCUUUAAUCGAUUUUUAUUCAAAGUGUGGUUACUUUGAAGAAUCUCUUAAAAUAUUUGAUAUAAAGAACAACGGUGACACUGUUUCUUGGACUACUAUGAUCUCUUCUUUAGUUCAAUCUCAGAAUUGGAUACAGUCUCUGAAGUUGUAUUUGCGGAUGAUUGAAGGGGGAGUUUCACCAAAUGAAUUCACUUUUGUGAAACUUUUGAUGGCUUGUAGCAUUUUAGGUAUGAAGUAUGGGAAAUUGGUUCAUGCCCACAUUGUUUUAAUGGGCAUUGAGCUGAACUUGAUUAUGAAAACAGCUCUUGCUGACAUGUAUUCCAAAGGUCAAAGAAUGGAAGAGGCAGUAAAGGUAUCAAACCAGACUCCAGAAUCUGAUGUCUGGUUAUGGACAGCUUUGAUUACCGGGUACGCUCGAGUUUCGAAUUUUGGUGAAGUAAUUUCUUCAUUUCGUGAGAUGCAACUAAAGAGGAUUUUGCCAAAUUCUUUCACUUAUGCUGGAAUUUUAAAUACAGCUGCAUCUAUCCGUGAGUGGGAGCUAGGAAAACAAAUUCAUUCUCUUGUUAUCAAGGAUGGGUUAGAGACGAGUGUUUCUGUUGGAAAUGCACUUGUUGACAUGUACAUGAAGAGCUCUGCAGUGGUAAGAGACGCUUUGGGAGCGUUUGAAGAGAUAAUUUCACCAAAUGUUGUUUCUUGGACCUCUUUGAUUACCGGUUUUACUCAACGUGGCCUUAAAGGUGAAGCAUUUCAAGCAUUUAUGGAUAUGCAAGUUUUUGGCUUGCAACCAAAUCCUAUCACAGUUGCAGAAAUUCUCAAGAGCUGUGCUUCAAAUGAAGUAAGAAAUCUUCAUGGAUAUGUGAUUAAAUCAGAACUGCGUAAUAAUGUAACAGUUGGUAAUGCUCUAGUUGAGGUUUAUGCUAGGUUCGGAUCAGUUGGUGAUGCUUGGAAUGUACUACAAGGAAUGCCCUGUAGAGAUGUCGUAACGUAUACAAACUUGGCUGCUGGAUUGAAUCAGAUGGGUGAUCAUCAAACGACUUUAAGCAUCAUCUCCAAUAUUUACAAGGAUCAACUUAAGAUGGAUGGACACAGUAUGGCUACUUUUUUGUCUGCAUCAGCAAGCUUAGCUGCAACGGAAACUGGGAAACAACUUCACUGUCAUUCUGUGAAAUCAGGAUUAGGAAGUUGGAUAUCCGUCUCAAAUGCCCUUGUUGAUUUGUAUGGAAAGUGUGGAAGCAUAAAUGAUAGUCAAAGAUCUUUUUCUGAGAUAUUAGAUCCAAAUGUGGUGUCUUGGAAUGUUUUGAUCUCUGGGCUAGCUUCGAAUGGCCAUUUUUCCUCUGCUCUUUCGAUCUUUGAGGAUAUGAUUUUGGCAGCAGUCAAACCCGAUCAUAUUACAAUGUUAUUAGUACUUUAUACUUGCAGUCACGGUGGUCUGAUUAAUAGAGGAGUUGAGUACUUCAACUCCAUGACUGAAACGCAUGGAAUACAGCCAACCAUUGAUCACUAUAUUUGUCUAGUUGAUCUUCUUGGUCGAGCUGGACGCUUAGAAGAGGCCAUGACUGUAAUUGAAAACAUGAAGCCUGCGCAAGAUGCUUUAAUUUACAAAACAUUGCUGGGUUCCUGUAGGAUACAUGGCAAUGUGACUUUGGGGAAAGACAUGGCGAGGCGGGCACUUGAGUUGGACCCGUCAGAUCCAGCAGUUUAUGUCCUUCUUGCUAACAUUUAUGACGAUGCUGGAAAAACAAAAUUAGGGGACUUGACACGUCAGCUGAUGAGGGACAACGGAUUGAGGAAGAAUCCUGGAAAGAGCUGGGUGGAAAUAUAGGGAACCUUUACUUAGUUUGACCACCUUCACUAUCAGGCUACAGGAAAUCGGAUUUUGCCAAGCAACUUCAGAGAGAAGAUUGCAAGCUUCCACGAGCGAGGAUUAGCACUCCAACAAGAUGUAUGCAAUUACUUAUCCUUUAUCAUGUUCUUUAAUAUUUUUCUAUAUGAAUUUGAAAAUUUUGGAAGGAAAUAACCAAGAUGCUGGAUAGGUUGAGUAAGGUAAAAUGCUACUGUACAUGUGUAAUCAAGAUAGCAUAUAUUAUGUUUGGAACAACUGUGUACAUAUGAGAUGGAUAAGUGUUGGAAUGUGCACAUAGAGUGGUUCUUUUUUUUGUGACAUGGUGGUAUGGGUAUGGCCGUAUGGUAAAAUACGAUGAUCAGGUGCUUUUCAUCAAACUUUGCUGAACAAUAUUGGUCAUUAACCUAAGACGCUAUCGCUAUUUGUAUCUACCAAUUUUAUUUUUUUUGCAAUUGAUAUUCCUGCAUGUGAGCGAAGAUCCCUGUAAUAUGGCAUAUAUUGUGUUUU
This is a messenger RNA of Papaver somniferum (opium poppy), 3353 nucleotides long. Its product is annotated as pentatricopeptide repeat-containing protein At5g52850, chloroplastic-like. The transcript has a single exon. Gene Ontology annotation, molecular function: protein binding; RNA binding. The record is from RefSeq and is a predicted model, not a curated record. Gene Ontology annotation, biological process: RNA modification. The coding region runs from base 402 to 2825 and encodes 807 amino acids. NCBI's taxonomy places the organism in Eukaryota, Viridiplantae, Streptophyta, Magnoliopsida, Ranunculales, Papaveraceae. Gene Ontology annotation, cellular component: intracellular membrane-bounded organelle.